AUGAAUAAGGGUUAUAAAAUUGUGGGUUCUUGUACUGGGUUGCUCUGUCUUUCAUUUUCAAUUCCUAAGAAUGAGAGAAUUAUUUUAUGGAAUCCGUUUACAAGGAAGUAUAAGAAGUUACCCACUACCCGUGUCAGCAAGCUUCGGCUUUCCCCAGCUUAUCGUUAUGGAAUUGGAUAUGAUGAUGCGAACAAUGACAAUAAGGUCUUGAAAGUAAUUCCAUCAUAUGGGUUGGAAUAUUGUAGGCGUAUUGGCAAUGAAGCAGAAGUGUAUAGUUUAAGACUGAAUUCAUGGAAAGGGGUUGAAAACUUCCCAUAUAGUGACUACAAGUUUUUGCGUAGCGCUUGUUUUGUGAAUGUCUUGAGGUUUAAGGAUGUCGGAGAUUCAUCUUAUUUUGAUUUAUCAGUUUUGGAUGGGUGCCUAUGUUUUCUUAAGAUAAAUGAUUCUAGUGCUGUCGAAGUGUGGGUGAUGAAACAAUAUGGAGAGGAGUUCUGGUCUAGAUUGCCUUUGCUUAUACCUGAUGGUUUCUAUGAUUUGAAUGAAUCUAACUCUGUUAAAUCUUUAGCAUAUUCGAAGAAUGGUGAAAAACUUCUACAGGUAACACAGCAAAAGGCUCUUAUAUGGUAUGACUUGAAGAAGAGUGAGUAA
This is a messenger RNA of Mangifera indica (mango), 648 nucleotides long. Its product is annotated as F-box protein CPR1-like. The transcript has 2 exons. The record is from RefSeq and is a predicted model, not a curated record. Lineage: Eukaryota; Viridiplantae; Streptophyta; Magnoliopsida; Sapindales; Anacardiaceae. The coding region runs from base 1 to 648 and encodes 215 amino acids.